CUCGCAACGCAACCCCAUACUGUCACCAACUCCAUUUUGGAGUUUAUCAUCAAAUCUCCCAUCGCUCGAUCCCAUCUCUCAUUCCGUACCGAACACCUCCUUCCACUUCACAGCUAAAUCUUCCCCUCUUUUUCCUCUGUCUGCAUCAUAUCCUUUCCCUCUGUUCUCGUACCUGUCUUCAAUUCUAUUGCAGUGUACGGGUUUUCAUAUUUUUAACUUAUUGGAUUUGGGAAGGGAAGGACAGGUUUCCGUCUGCUUAUUUGUUUCCACCCAAACAAACCGCAGUCAAAGUGCUCUGCGCGUGUAGGACCCACUAGCAACCCACCAACUGCAAUUAUGAUUAUCAACGUGAAGGAGUCAUCGCUGGUGCAGCCGGCGGAGGAGACGCCACGGCGGUUUUUUUGGAACGCGAACGUCGACCUUGUUGUGCCGAGAUUCCACACCCCGAGCGUCUACUUCUACAGACCGACUGGUGCUCCUAACUUCUUCGAUCCAAAUGUGGUGAAGGAAGCCCUGAGUAAGGCCCUGGUUCCGUUUUACCCGAUGGCCGGACGGUUGCGCAGAGACGAGGAUGGUCGUAUUGAGAUUGAUUGUAAUGCGGAGGGAGUGUUGUUUGUUGUGGCGGAGACAAGCUCGGUGAUCGAUGACUUCGGCGAUUUCGCUCCCACUUUGGAACUCAAGAAGCUUAUUCCAACCGUGGAUUACUCCGGCGGCUUAUCUACCUAUCCUCUCUUGGUUUUGCAGUUGACGUUCUUCAAAUGUGGUGGAGUCGCACUUGGUGUUGGUAUGCAACACCAUGCGGCUGAUGGAUUUUCUGGUCUUCACUUCGUUAAUACAUGGUCAGAUAUGGCUCGUGGUCUUGAUAUUACCAUUCCCCCUUUCAUUGAUCGCACCCUCCUCCGUGCCAGAGACCCACCUCAGCCUGCAUUCCACCACAUUGAGUACCAGCCUCCUCCAGCCUUGAAAGUUCCUGCAGAAAACUUGAAACCAGAUAGCACAACAGUCUCCAUUUUCAAGUUGACAAGGGUUCAGCUUAACAUACUCAAAGCCAGGGCAAAGGAAGAUGGAAACACUAUAAGUUAUAGCUCCUAUGAGAUGUUGGCAGGUCAUGUGUGGAGAUCUACUUGCAAGGCUCGUGGACUAGCAGAUGAUCAAGAAUCCAAGUUAUACAUCGCAACUGAUGGAAGGUCCAGAUUGCGCCCCCAACUUCCACCUGGUUACUUUGGCAAUGUGAUCUUUACAGCAACACCAAUUGCAGCAGCAGGUGAUCUACAAUCAAAGCCAACCUGGUACGCUGCAGGCAGGAUUCAUGAUGCAUUGGUUCGCAUGGACAACGAUUACUUAAGGUCAGCUCUUGAUUACCUUGAGCUUCAGCCUGAUUUAUCAGCUCUUGUUCGUGGAGCACAUACUUUUAAGUGCCCAAAUCUUGGGAUUACUAGCUGGGUUAGGCUGCCCAUCCAUGAUGCAGAUUUUGGAUGGGGCAGACCCAUAUUUAUGGGGCCUGGUGGGAUUCCAUACGAGGGUCUAUCCUUCAUCUUGCCCAGCCCAACCAACGAUGGGAGCUUAUCAGUAGCCAUUGCAUUGCAAUCUGAACACAUGAAACUGUUUGAGAAGUUCAUCUAUGAAAUUUAAGAAAUUGAACUGCUCCCAAUAAAUCAAGCCAAGGCACUUCCACAUAGCACCAGAAAUUUUUUUGUUUAUUUAUUUUAAUUUCCUUGGUGGUUUUGUACCUUCAAUCCUUUUCACACAUGGUUAAUUAAUGUGAGGAAUACUAAAACGUCCCUUUGAGAGGGCUAUUGUUGUACAUCUGUGCGCAUGUAUGGACUUUGGGAAGGAAAAAAAAUGUAUUCCUAAUUUAAUAAGGGUAAUCAUGUUGUUGCAUUUUAUGAGGUUACUUAUAAACUAAAGUUAUUGUGAUAA
Molecule: messenger RNA, 1920 nt
Organism: Hevea brasiliensis (rubber tree)
Lineage: Eukaryota; Viridiplantae; Streptophyta; Magnoliopsida; Malpighiales; Euphorbiaceae
Product: shikimate O-hydroxycinnamoyltransferase
Exons: 2
Coding region: 337-1632 (431 amino acids)
Molecular function (GO): acyltransferase activity, transferring groups other than amino-acyl groups
Source: RefSeq, a predicted model, not a curated record